Messenger RNA from Cryptomeria japonica (Japanese cedar), 1539 nucleotides. RefSeq names its product F-box/FBD/LRR-repeat protein At1g13570. Bases 109 to 1431 code for a protein of 440 amino acids. The transcript is spliced from 2 exons. The record is from RefSeq and is a predicted model, not a curated record. Lineage: Eukaryota; Viridiplantae; Streptophyta; Pinopsida; Cupressales; Cupressaceae. Gene Ontology annotation, molecular function: protein binding.
UCUUUUACUCGCAAUGGUCUAUGAUCAAGAAUCUUCAACUUCACUAGUCUGUUGUAUUUUUACAGAUAAUCUCAUUUACUCCCUUGUUCUGCAUCUCAUGCCACAAUCAUGCCUGCCCAAGAUGCAUUUUACACACUUCCUGAUUCUCUCCUUUCUUUCAUACUAUCAAAAAUCCCAAUAAAAGACGCUGUCAAAUCUUCUAUUCUUUCCAGGAGGUGGAGGUUUCUCUACACCCAGAUGCCUGAACUCACUUUUUCUCCAAAUCUUGUUUUAGGGCUUUCUUGCAGUUCCCUCGAUCAGCUCCUCAUUUCAAGCGUUGAGAACAUUAUUUCCAACAUCUUGCUUCUUCACUCAGGCAAUCUGGAGGCCUUUCACCUCCACAGCACCUGGUUAGAUCAUACCCAACAGCGGCACUUCUCUCGUCAAAAUGUGUGUAAAUGGGUAAGGUAUGCUUCUUGGUGUAAUGUCCAACACCUCACUCUAUUUGAUCACAACUUGACUUUUGCAGCUGAGCUACACAGUGCAUUAAAAGAAAUCCCACCCGCUGCUCUCUUUUCAUGUUCAUGUUUGGUAACCCUGCAUCUGGGCAGGUACGAUCUCACCAGUUUUCCAAUCAAUUUCGUUGGAUUCCCCCACCUCAUUACUUGUCAUCUCCGAAAUGUUCAAUUGACAGAUGAAUCUUUAGUCUCCUUGAUUUCACGCUGUCCCCUUCUGCAAAAACUUGAAAUAAUAGGAUAUGCUGGACUAGGUAAUGUCAAAAUCUUUUCAUCUACCAUUGAACAUUUGAGUAUAGAAAACGUAAAGUCUCUAUCUGUGAAUUGCCCCAAACUCAAAAUUCUGAAAGGGUACAUGAUUGAGGAUUCGAGUGUGAAUGGUGUAAGGUUUUAUGAGCUUUCGUAUGCCGUCUGUUAUCUUGAAAUGCAUUGUGGGGGUACUCUGAGGAUGUUGAACAUGGAUUUCUCACUAGGAUACAGUCCAGGAGUUGUUUCAGCAAGUAGAUUUCUUCACAUCAUGGGCAACUUCCGGACCUUGAAGGGACUUGCCAUAUACCUGGGCCGUCCCUUUGAAAGGGGAGCAGAGAUGGAUGUUCCUCUACUGAACCUGCUUCACAUGCUUCCAAAUCUUCAGUGGUUACGGAUAGGGGGCUCCUUUGUACAGGAGUUAGCAAGGGAUCCUAUACCUGUUUGUCUCACCUCUCCACAUGUUGACCUUAAGAGAAUACAAGUAGAAGUACUUGAGUUUGACGACAAAGAGAUCGCAAUAAUAAGUUGCUUGCUCCAGAGUAUGCCUUUUCUUGAAAGAAUGGAAAUUCAGCUACCUGAUGAAUAUGAUGAAGUUCAAUGUAUGUACUUCUUUAAAGAUAUUUUGUACCUGAGGAGAGCAUCCUUACUAGCAAGGAUAACUAUAAGGGAUGGUUUGCAUGAAAUGUAGACUGAAAAAACUGACAUCUGAAGUUCAUAAUACAUCCUCUAUAAUAACUUGUUUAUGGUAUUCGGUUUCAUGCUUUUUUUUCUUUUAUUCAAAAAGUUGUUUAUGUUG